UCAACCCAUUGGUCCAGGUCAGGCUAGUGGCUAGCACGCCAGCAGCUGUGACAGCUUGAGGGUGUUGGAGUUAAGUGAAACGUUUGCACCCCGGACUAUCGUCCCUCUUCUGGAUUAGGGUCUCCGUGGUGUUGUUUUGGCCUGAAUCUUGAAGCAGCAGAGACGGCGUGUUGUUCGAUAGCCACGUGUACAGGAACUGAAGCUCGACAGAAGAUCAUGACACUUUGGAGGAAAGUGUGGUGCAGAAAUAUCCUGGCUGCAUCGCUGCUUUUCUGCUUGAUGCUGUUCGCCAUUGUUGUGCACGCCCGCCCAGCCAACAUGUCAGCGGCCAAAGACAAACCUCCAGCCAAUAAGGACGAGAAUGAGAUUCUCCCUCCAGAUCACCUGAACGGUGUGAAGUUGGAGAUGGACGGCCACCUGAAUAAAGACUUCCACCAGGAAGUUUUUCUGGGAAAAGAAAUGGAAGAGUUCGAGGAGGACUCCGAGCCGCAGAAGAACAGGAGGAAGCUAAUCGACAUUUUCCACAAAGUCGACUUCAACAAAGACCGCAGUGUCAGUGCCAAAGAGAUGCAGCGUUGGAUCAUGGAGAAGACAGAGGAGCAUUUUCAGGAGGCCAUGAAGGAGAACAAGAACAGCUUCCAUGCUGUUGACCCAGAUGGAGAUGGUCAGGUGACAUGGGAUGAAUAUCGAGUCAAAUUUCUGGCCAGUAAAGGUUUUAUUGAAAGCGAAAUUGCAGAGAAGAUCAGGAACAACGAGGACUUGAAACUGGAUGAAGAAACUCAGGAGGUUCUGGAGAGUCUGAAGGACCGCUGGUUUCAGGCCGACAGUCCUCCCGCGGACCAGGUGCUGAAUGAGGAGGAGUUCCUGUCGUUCCUUCACCCUGAGCACAGCAGAGGAAUGCUGCAGUACAUGGUCAAAGAAAUUGUACGGGACUUGGAUCAGGAUGGCGAUAAGAAACUGACUCUCUCAGAGUUCAUUGCGUUGCCCGUGGGCAUUGUGGAAAACCAACAGGCUCAGGACAUCGAUGACGACUGGGUGAGGGAGAGGAAGAAGGAAUUUCAGGAAGUCAUCGAUUCUGAUCGGAAUGGCAUUGUAACUAUGGAAGAACUGGAGGAGUACAUGGACCCCAUGAAUGAACACAACGCUUUAAACGAGGCCAAGCAGAUGAUCGCCGUCGCAGACGAGAACCAGAACCAUAGUCUGGAGCUGGAUGAGAUCCUCAAGUACAGCGAGUACUUCACAGGUAGCAAGCUCAUGGACUAUGCCAGAAAUGUUCACGAGGAGUUCUGAAGACUCGUGUCAUUGGUUGCUCCAAAAGAUGGACUGAUAUGCUCCGCCUGCGUCAGGGAUCAACCCAGGAACGGGCCUAACAGGUGAUGGGGUGUCAUAGCGUGCAAUUGUGUAUGUGUGUUUUGUUUAUGUGUGUGUGUUGUGCGUGCGUGUGUGUGUGUUUUAAAGCCUCUUCUUCCACUGCUCCUCUUACAACAAUGCACCAUCUGUAAACAUCUCUCCUCUGUGCUUUCAGCCUCCGAUGUUGAAGCACAGCAACAACGCUAAAUCAAUUCACCGUUAUUCUGAAAAACGUGUGUGUGUGCGUGCGUGUGUGAGUGAGGUGAGAGAGACUGUAGUCACCAGAGCACACUGAGCUGCAAAUGUUGUGACAUCCUCCGCUUCUCCGUCUGUGUACACAGUGUAAAUAUAAUUAUUGUCAUAUAGUAGAAGUGCAAAAUAAUUUUAAUGCUGCUUAAAAACAUAAAUUACAACGAACUAGAGAUGCCAUUCAAAUAUAUACCAUAUAUGUCGUCACUUUACUUCAACUUUCAAAUUGAAUUCUGCUGGUAGAGGUGCAAACACCAUUUGUCUAUAAUGUAUAGAAUCCAUCCUUGGUUGAUUGAAAACAAAGAAGGUAACUAAAAAUGUCAAUUAAGAUUACAUAAUUUGCAUUCACUUUAUAUGGCUGGGAUUCAAGAGAUUAAUAUAUAAGUGAUUUGACUUUGACAGUCAAAAAGUGUUUAGACAAAAGGAAGGAAAAUAUUUUCUGUUAUUGAUUUGAAAAGAAAAAUACCAUUUUGGUUUAUAGCCCUGUCGGUGGGGGGUGGGGGGGCAGAGGGCAUGGGUGAGUGUGUCCACAGGAUGUCUCCAUGGCGAUUGAAGGACAGUUAGUUGUCCAUCUUACAGUUAGUCAAAGUCCAAGUUUAGUUAAAAUAUAAGUAAAGAGAAACUCAUUCAUUCCCCUGUUGAGCGUGGACGUGUGUGUGUUCUUCAUCAGCUGAUGUUGAGCUUCACUCUGGUGGUACGGAGGAUUAGGGAUGAACCUUUCAUCACUGUACACACCUUAUUUCUGCUUGUGUCCUGUUCCUGAAUGCAUGCACAAAUAGAGAAAGUUCCAUUAUUUUUCAGUGACCUGUGGACAUGUGUGACAUGAAAAAGGAUUCAGUAGCGUGUUAACUGAUUUAUAGAAUAAAUUGCAAAUAUACUGGUAAUAAAUAAUUCUUCUAAUGUAACGCAAA
Cynoglossus semilaevis (tongue sole) is the source of this 2510-nucleotide messenger RNA. RefSeq names its product stromal cell derived factor 4 (gene sdf4). Gene Ontology annotation, cellular component: endoplasmic reticulum. Lineage: Eukaryota; Metazoa; Chordata; Actinopteri; Pleuronectiformes; Cynoglossidae. The transcript is spliced from 7 exons. Gene Ontology annotation, biological process: calcium-ion regulated exocytosis. The record is from RefSeq and is a predicted model, not a curated record. Gene Ontology annotation, molecular function: calcium ion binding. The coding region runs from base 217 to 1290 and encodes 357 amino acids.